Molecule: messenger RNA, 3428 nt
Organism: Myxocyprinus asiaticus (Chinese sucker)
Lineage: Eukaryota; Metazoa; Chordata; Actinopteri; Cypriniformes; Catostomidae
Gene: suox
Product: sulfite oxidase
Exons: 4
Coding region: 263-2008 (581 amino acids)
Cellular component (GO): mitochondrion
Molecular function (GO): oxidoreductase activity; heme binding; molybdenum ion binding
Source: RefSeq, a predicted model, not a curated record
GUCAUCAAAGUCUGCACUCAGAGGAAGACCACAAGAUCGGAGGGUGCCAUUUGAGACAGGGCAAAACAGUUUUACAACGUGUUUGCUGGGAGCUGCUUGUGAUGCCUUGCGCGCUGCAUUCACGUCACACUAGUGCGUCUGUUCACGUCCAGUGUUUAUUCCAGUUUUCAGACGGUCCGUGGAGAAAUUAUACACUGAGAUCACUAGUUAAUGACGUAUUCUACUGCUCCAGGAACUUCGGAUUGACUACAAGAAAAGUGCAAUGCAGCACCUCAGGCAUUGCCAAGGCUUUGCUCAGGUCUUCCUUAUCAGGAGUCAAAGUUCCAAGCUUUCGAAGAGCGUUAUCCCAUCACUGUCUGUGUGGGGUGGGCAUCUCUCUUCCCGCUGGAGGAGCACUGGAGGUCAUGAAAAGCAAGAAUACAAUGAAAGGAGGCAGAAGUUCAGAUUUGCUCUAGCAGGGCUGCUGGCAGGUACUGGAGCUGUUCUAGCAUAUAAGCUCCACCAAGGCAAGGUUGAGCGUGCAACUACCCCAGCAAAUUUACCAGUAGCUCAGACCUCAUCUCUUCCUGUUUACACCCUUGAGGAAGUUACAAAGCAUUGUUCCCUUGACAAUGGCGUGUGGGUCACUCAUAAAGGUGAAGUCUAUGAUAUCACUGAAUUUGUGGCUGUGCACCCUGGUGGCGACAAAAUCCUUCUUGCUGCAGGUGGAGCUCUGGAACCCUACUGGGCACUAUAUGCAGUUCAUGAACAAGACCACGUUCUUGAAAUCCUCUCCGAGUAUAAAAUUGGUGUUCUUAAUACAGAGAGUAUCAAGAAGCAAGAGAGUGCCAACCCUUCAGACCCUUAUUCCGCUGAGCCAACACGACACCCUGCUCUUCAAAUCAACAGUCUGAAACCUUUCAAUGCCGAACCACCUGCUUCUAUACUUUCUGACAAUUACAUCACCCCAUCGGCCAUAUUUUUUAAGCGCAAUCAUCUACCAGUGCCCAGGGUGGAUCCUGAAACAUACAGGUUGAACAUAGAGGGUCUUCCUGGUGUAGUUUCACUGACGCUAAGCGAGCUGAAGUCUCGUUUCCCGAAACACACAAUUACAGUGACGCUUCAAUGUGCUGGGAACCGUCGCUCUGAGAUGAACAAAGUCAAGCAAGUCAAAGGACUCAAUUGGGGGGUUGCAGCAAUAAGCAAUGCUACGUGGUCAGGUGCACGUCUGAGGGAUGUUCUGCUGUACUAUGGCUUUGGACCAGAGGUCGCAGCAAAGGCUCAACAUGUCCAGUUUGAAGGGCUAGACCGUGAUGUGACUGGUACAGCAUACGGUGCAUCUAUUCCACUAAACAAGGCAAUGAGUGAUGAAGGUGAUGUUCUCCUUGCAUACGAGAUGAAUGGGGAGGACCUACCUGCUGACCAUGGCUACCCUGUCCGUGUGGUUGUACCUGGAGUUGUUGGAGCCCGCAAUGUCAAAUGGUUAGGAAAGAUUGUUGUGAGUGAUGAAGAGAGCAAGAGUCACUGGCAGCAGAAUGACUACAAGGGCUUUUCUCCAGGUACUGACUGGGACACUGUGGAUUUUAAAUCAGCACCAGCCAUCCAGGAACUGCCCAUACAGUCAGCGAUCACUCAUCCAGCUGAGGGAGCCACAGUAGAUGGCAGUGUUGGGGAAGUGACUGUAAAAGGCUAUGCAUGGAGUGGUGGUGGAAGAGAGGUGGUCAGGGUUGAUGUCUCAGUAGAUGGUGGGAACACGUGGCAUGUAGCCAAACUACGCACCAGUGAUAAUAGCCAGGACCCUGCAUCUCCUCCUCCACCUGGAAAAGCCUGGGCCUGGAAGCUUUGGGAGAUAGACAUCCCACUGCCAUAUAGGAGCCAGGAACUUGAGAUUGUAUGCAAAGCAGUGGACAGCAGUUACAACAUGCAGCCGGACACUUUUGCCCCUAUCUGGAACUUACGAGGAGUGCUUAGUAAUGCUUGGCAUAGAGUUAAAAUAAAAGUGAGUCAGGAUUUGAAAGACCAGAAAUGAAUUUAAAAAACAAAUUUAUUGGAAAUGUUGGCAUAAGUUUAUAAACUUUGGUGCAGAUUGGUUUGCAGCUUUGCAACUCAAAGCUAUGCGCAAACUGCUUGAAAUCAUCAUUUUACUAACAACAACUAGGUAAUUAUAUUUUAAUGAGCAAAAACAAAUAUCUUGAUGAUAGAAAAUGGAGCUUGUUUGAUAAAGAUUAUAUGUUUAGAUUAUACCAAUUAUUUAACAAGUUUCAAGAUCUUGGCUAAGUAUGUAGAAGAAAAAACUCUUAUUCACAUCAGAGUUAGAAUAUAUUAUACUUAAUUCAUGUUAAAUAUUCAGCUGCAAUAUGUCAGUUGGAGUAUUACAGAAAUAUCCUAACUGUAGAAUCCUAUCUUGUCUGUUUGGUAACCAUGGGAACUCAUUUAGGACAAAAGCUUUAAUACAGAAAUUUUUUUUCCUAAAUGCGUUAUCUUAACUACAGUUAGGAUUUGCGUCUGAAAUAUGAAUUUGUAAAAAAUCAUAACCGAUCAGAUAUUAAUACUCAAGAUAGGAUGUUUUCUGUAAUAUGUAAUAUGAUAAUAUGAUUUGAUUGUACCAAAUUAGAUUACCAAUUGUCAUUUGUUGCAUCACCAAAUUCUGAAAUCGUAUCAUUUUCACAUGACAACCUUGUGGUUUACUGUACCAUCAACAUCAAAAUUAUAGGCUAAAUUAUAAUUAUGACUGAGCUUCAUACAAGAAUGCUUUACUUAAUACUUUUCCACUGAAAUGGUGCCAGUGCUGGAGCCAGUUCUUGGCUGGAGGAUCUGCAGAGAACACUGUGAUCCAGCCCUCAUUUCCACUAACUUGAGACCUUAGUGAUAUGCAACUGACAACAGGAUUACAUAAUGUGCCACAUUGGCCACUUCCAGUUGCAGAUUCCAGAUUGUCUUCAAAUACAGCUGUAAAAUUUACAUUUUUGAGUUUAUUGAUUGCUUCUUGCACCUUCCAAUGUUUACUAAUUAUUUUGUUUAAUCUCAAUUCAGCUAGUAGCUGUAAAAAUUAUAAUGUAAAAGAAAAGUGAAUCAAGUAAUUAUUUAACAAGAUUCAAGAUCUUCUUACUAGGCUAGGUAUGUAGAAGAAAAAAAAAAGUCUUAUAGUCUAUAUAUUCUAGAGUUAGAAUAUAUAAUUCAUUCACAUUAAAUAUUCAGCUGCAAUAUGUAAAUUGGAGAACAAUCAGUAAGUGCAAACAGUAGAAGUAGAAAUGUGUUUUCCCAAGUGGGAAGGUGUGAUAUUGGAAGAAUGAAAGAAUGUUGUUGGGCAGAAACAUUGCUGCUGCAAUAAUUUUUGCAGCUUGUGUGUGGGACUUAUUACAGAAAAGAAUAAAUAUAAACAUUACUAUGCUGUUUAUUUAAAAUAGUAAUAUUUAUAUAGAAUAAAAACAAUGUUUAUCCUAAAUCAA